AACCUGCAAGUAAAGGAAAGCGACCGCCGACGACGGGGAGAGGGAGGAGGGGAGGGGACAGCCGACGGACAGGGGAGAGGGGGUGUCCACGCCGCUGCGCUGCGCCCCAAAUCCGAAUCCCCCAACCCCAAACCAAACCCCCAAUUCCUCAGGGAGGCGAAUUCGAGUGAGGUCAGAUCAGACCCCGCAGCCAUCAGGGGAUCCAAAUCCAAAUCUAUCUGAUCAGAUCUCUCCGACCCCCAUCCCCAUGGCGAUCGUGUACGCGCUGGUGGCGCGCGGCACCGUCGUGCUGGCCGAGUUCGCCGCCGUCUCGGGCAACGCCGGCGCCGUCGCCCGCCGCAUCCUCGAGAAGCUGCCGCCCGACGCCGACUCCCGCCUCUGCUUCGCGCAGGACCGCUACAUCUUCCACGUCCUCCGCGCCGACGCCGGCAUCACCUUCCUCUGCAUGGCCAACGACACCUUCGGAAGGAGGAUCCCCUUUCUCUACCUGGAGGAUAUCCAGAUGAGGUUCAUGAAGAACUACGGCAGAGUCGCGCACUCCGCGCUCGCCUAUGCCAUGAACGAUGAGUUCUCCAGGGUCCUCCACCACCAAAUGGAGUUCUUCUCCAGCAACCCCAGCGCCGACACGCUCAACCGUCUCCGUGGAGAAGUCAGCGAGAUACACACCGUUAUGGUCGACAACAUAGAGAAAAUUCUAGACAGAGGUGACCGCAUCUCACUCCUUGUCGACAAGACAUCCACCAUGCAAGACAGCGCUUUCCACUUCCGCAAGCAAUCCAAGAGGCUCCGCAGAGCGCUUUGGAUGAAGAAUGCCAAGCUUCUAGCUGUGUUGACGGUUGCCAUAGUAGUGCUACUCUACUUGCUCAUUUCUGCUUUCUGUGGAGGCCUUUCCCUACCAUCAUGCAGAUCAUGAAUAAUGGCUGUCCCUCGUUCGGAGCAUACACGGUUCCCCACCGUAUUGAGCGCCUGAGCUCGCAGAGCCAGAACGGAUGCUUUGAGAAGUAGGCUUGCAAUGUGGUUUCCAGUUAGAGGGAGUUUGUUUUUUGCCGGCAUGAGCUUUUCUGAAGUGAUUCCUGCAAAAACGGGUUCAGAAUGUACAGUAGUGAACAGUUGUUUCAAGGAGCGGAGUUGCCCUUUGCUGUACUUAUCUCUUUCCUGAUGUGGCCUUUCGUGGAUGAGUCUGAUGUCUUGGAUUGUGCUUGUGUGGAUGGGUUUGGGGUCUAGUGCUGCCUGCUAUCUAUAUAUAUUACAUGUGUACUCUGCAGUGAAUGUUAAUUGUAUACUUUUGUUAGCAGUCUAUCAGAAUUAAUACAUACUAUGAAUGAAUAUGGAUAGUACCUUGCUGUUAAA
This is a messenger RNA of Panicum virgatum (switchgrass), 1350 nucleotides long. Its product is annotated as vesicle-associated membrane protein 714-like. Gene Ontology annotation, biological process: vesicle-mediated transport. Lineage: Eukaryota; Viridiplantae; Streptophyta; Magnoliopsida; Poales; Poaceae. The transcript is spliced from 4 exons. Bases 248 to 913 code for a protein of 221 amino acids. The record is from RefSeq and is a predicted model, not a curated record. Gene Ontology annotation, cellular component: membrane.